Symbiodinium sp. CCMP2456 is the source of this 948-nucleotide messenger RNA. The record is from the annotation of a GenBank genome assembly. Lineage: Eukaryota; Dinophyceae; Suessiales; Symbiodiniaceae.
GUUAUUUGCUUCAACGGCGCCAUCAGUGCCUGUGAGAAGUGCGGGCAGUGGGAGCAAGCACUUCGAAUCCUUGGGUCUUUGCCCGACUAUGGACUGCACCCGACGAAGAACAGCUUCAAUGCCGCGAUCCGGGCUUGCGGGUGGGACGGUCAGUGGCAGAAUGCCUUGUUCUUGCUUGGGGACAUGGAGGACAAGGUACUGACGCCGGACAUCAUCACGUAUGGCGCUGCGAUCUGUAGCUGCGACCGGGAAGAGGCCUGGGAGAUGGCGAUGCUGUUGCUCAGCCAAGCACAGUAUCGGCAUCUUCGGCUCGACGACGUGGCAGUGGAUGCUGCCCUGCAUGCGGCGGCAGAAGUGGCGCAAUGGGAAGCGGCACUUCUGCUCCUGGCGAACAUGGAGGCCAUCGCCGUCCCUCCUGGUCAAAUUUCCUUCAACACAUGCAUCGAAGCAUGUGCAGAGGAGCAGUGGGAGCGCUCCCUGCAUUUGCUCAUCCAGAUGCGGUCGACGCCGCGCGUCCGCCCCGACCAGAUCACGUACACAUCGUUUUUCAAUGCCCUCGUUCUGCGGGAGCAAUGGAAAGAAGCACUUCAAGCCCUGGACGACAUGCAGGAAGACGCGGUUCCACCGACUGCCCGGGACUACGCUGCCGCCAUGAGUUGCUGUCGACGUUCAGCACCCGACGUUGCGAAAGCGCUGUUGCAGAGGAUGCUCAACAGCUCAGUCGAGCUCCAUAGCUUCGCCUACCCUGCCCUCAUCGCUGCAGCAAGAAGCGCCGACGAAGCCAUUGAGCUCGCUUCUGAUUUAUUCUCACGUCGCGUGGAGCCCGACAUUGUCAUUGAAACAGCCCUUUUGGCCCGAUGUGCGAGAGACGGGAUCAACAAGGAGGUCGUCCGCCGCGAGGCCACACUUGGGAGCUUUGCAGCGCAGCUCCUGAGGGCACUUCCUUAA